Messenger RNA from Parnassius apollo (apollo), 522 nucleotides. NCBI's taxonomy places the organism in Eukaryota, Metazoa, Arthropoda, Insecta, Lepidoptera, Papilionidae. The record is from the annotation of a GenBank genome assembly.
AUGACAUUUUUAACGAUUUGUCUGAGCUAUCAGUAUAAAAACUUGCAAAGUUAUUUUUACAAUCUCGAAAAUAUUUUCGAUGAAAACGAGUUGAGCCAAUUUGAAAAAGAGGAGAAGUAUGAGAGAUCUGUAAAAAUUGGAAUAAAACUGCAUUCUGAAACAAAUUGGUGUGUAGACAAUACUCAAAAGGUCUUGGCCCUUGUUUUUAACGGCCAAAUAAUGAUCAAUGUUGUCGUAAUUUGUACGGUUAUGCUACAGAUGGUGAACUCCGAGCGUACUAUAAGUAACGCCCUCGCAACGAUCACAGCGGGUGCAGCUUGUUUAGUAUGCACUGGCUUUUUUAUGUGGAAUGCUGGAGAUAUCACUGUGGAGGCAGGGUCCCUAGGUACAGCAAUGUACAGCUCGGGAUGGGAGAACUGCCAAGGAGACUGCUCGGUACGAAUGAGACGUUUGCUGCUAUUUGCAAUGACGCAGAGCCAGAUUGUCAAAACUUCAUACUCCGUGUUUUCAUUAUUACAAUAA